AAGUUAACCUAAAACAAACGAAUAUGUCAUAUCUUUCUCUCUGGUUGUCGUUUUGAGAUUGUGGUCGGCGUUAGCGCGUGCAUUUCACUCCCUAAUUUCUGCGGAAAGAGAUAUCGAUCCUCCUUUGCUUCCGAGCUCCGUGAAACCCUUUUGAAUUAUCUAUCAAACCGACAAAACCCACUUCCCCAAGUUCCAUUUGAUCGCUUCCGCUGAUUUACAGAUGGCUUCAAUUGUUGCAAACCUGCCUCCGCCACUGUUCUUCAACGGAAGACAGCCCCUUCUGCUGAGAACUCUUCGCAAAUUUGCAGUGUCUGCCUCUGGAGAGAGACACGGACGUGUUGCCAUUGUUGCAAAGGCUAGAAGUGAAAGCUCUGAAUCAUCUACCUCCCUGAGUGUUGUUAAAUCUGUUCAGAAUAUAUGGGAUAACUCUGAAGAUCGGAUUGCUCUUGUAGGGCUGGGAUUUGCUGCAAUUGUAGCUAUUUGGGCAUCUGCAAAUCUAGUUACGGCCAUUGACAAACUUCCUAUACUCCCAAGUGUUUUGGAAUUCAUCGGCAUAUUGUUUUCUUCGUGGUUCAUAUAUCGGUAUCUCUUAUUGAAACCUGACAGGGAAGAGCUGUUCGGAUCAAUUAACAAGUCAGUAUCAGAGAUCUUGGGCCAGUAAUACUAAUUUGCAAUCAUACAAGAAGGCAAGGCAGAGCAAUUGAGAGCCUAUCUGAGUAUUUAGAAUUGAAUUGUAUUCUUGGUUUUUAUGCUUGUUGCUGUAUCAAUGGAAUAUUGCUUUGCAGAAUGAGCAGGUUUAGCUUUCUCUUGUAUAGAAGCAAGAUGUGAGUGAAUCACUGAACUCUUGUUGUCUUGCUCAAUGGUUUGCCUUGAAGGCAAGAUGGAAGUUUACUUGAGCACUGUAUCAAUGGUUUGGGAGAGGGGUGUGAAUGGAGUUGGAUGGAAUGGGAGGGAUAUUGAUAUUAUGAGUGGAAUGAAAUGGAAUUUCUUUCUAUCCAAUUUCUUUAAAA
This is a messenger RNA of Diospyros lotus (date-plum), 1010 nucleotides long. RefSeq names its product protein CURVATURE THYLAKOID 1C, chloroplastic. Bases 221 to 661 code for a protein of 146 amino acids. The transcript has 6 exons. The record is from RefSeq and is a predicted model, not a curated record. Lineage: Eukaryota; Viridiplantae; Streptophyta; Magnoliopsida; Ericales; Ebenaceae. Gene Ontology annotation, cellular component: chloroplast thylakoid membrane; thylakoid.